AUGGCGUCCAACAAGUCGGGAGAAAUCGAAAUUCUUCGUUACGAUGGUCGCUACCGCGACCAAUCGCUGGAGGUACUCCGGAAGUCAUUUUUCCUGAACGAAAUGGUGUGCAUCGGAGCAGAGGUGAAUUUUACACCGCGCGCACAGAACGAUCUUGAACAGCUCUGUCUGGAUGUGGCGGACGGUGGUGUGUCGAUGAUCGCGAAACACACACCAACCGGUACGAUCGUGGGAGUCUCUUUCAAUGUGCUGCAGACUCCGAGCGGACCGGAAGAUUCCAACUACUUCGAGCAGUUCCGUGACACGAAGUGUACGACCGAUAGCUCCCGGGCACUGAUGCAGUACAUGAUCACGAUGGACGCAAAGGUGAACCUGUUUGAGCGGUUCAAUGUGCGCUGCCUGCUGGAGAUCAUGUUCCUUGCCACCUUACCCAACUACGAGGGCCAUGGCGUUGGGACGCGGCUCGUUGCGGAGUCCGUUCGGUUGGCGGAGGAGCUGAAAAGUGGCAAGGCCGUACCGGCGGCAUCCGGCGAGAGUUCGGUAGCGCACGAUAAGCCACAGCUCGUUUCGGCGCUGUUUACGUCCCGAAUCUCGCAACGUGUCGGCGAAAAGGUUGGCUUCACGGUUAUCAAUCAGGUGCCGCAUUCGGAGUUUGUGUACAAGGGCAGAACGUACAGCGAUCGGAUCGGGCCAGACCAUCCAUUUUCGACGCUGGUUGUAAAGCACAUAUGA
This is a messenger RNA of Anopheles marshallii, 732 nucleotides long. RefSeq lists its product as uncharacterized. Lineage: Eukaryota; Metazoa; Arthropoda; Insecta; Diptera; Culicidae. The transcript is spliced from 2 exons. Bases 1 to 732 code for a protein of 243 amino acids. Gene Ontology annotation, molecular function: N-acetyltransferase activity. The record is from RefSeq and is a predicted model, not a curated record.